Messenger RNA from Melopsittacus undulatus (budgerigar), 4844 nucleotides. RefSeq names its product protocadherin alpha-C2. NCBI's taxonomy places the organism in Eukaryota, Metazoa, Chordata, Aves, Psittaciformes, Psittaculidae. Gene Ontology annotation, molecular function: calcium ion binding. Gene Ontology annotation, biological process: homophilic cell-cell adhesion. The record is from RefSeq and is a predicted model, not a curated record. Bases 297 to 3212 code for a protein of 971 amino acids. The transcript has 4 exons. Gene Ontology annotation, cellular component: plasma membrane.
AAGAACACGGAAUAAGGAAGAAAAAAGAGAACGAAUGAAAAGGGUGAAGAGGCGAGCGAGAAUGAAGCAGCCAGGGUCCGCAGGGUUGAGCGGUGUCGAGGAGCGUGUGAGGCGUUGGAGCAGCACACGGUGUCGCUGCAGGCUCAGAAACGGCGUGUCGACGGCUCCGCCCCGGUGCGAGCGGCGUAGAGCCCGGCUGUGAGCGCGGCGGGGCGGCGCGGGCCGAGCAGGAGAGCAGGUGCAUCCGGGCUGCGCCGGGGAGCCGAGCGGGGCCCGGGCCGGUGCCAGAGGCUGCGAUGGCAAGGGAGAUGGGCCUGUGUGGUGGUGCCUUGUUGCGAGUGCUGGUGCUGCAGAUGGCCUGGGCUCUGGUCGGCGGGCAGGUGCGGUACUCGGUGCCGGAGGAAGCCAAGGCCGGCACGGUGGUGGGCCGGCUGGCGCAGGACCUGGGCCUGGAGGCGGGCGAGCCGGAGGCGCGGCGGCUGCGGCUGGUGUCGCAGGGCCGGCGGGCGAGCGUGGAGGUGAGCGGGGCGAGCGGGGCGCUGGUGGUGAGCUCGCGGCUGGACCGGGAGGAGCUGUGCGGGAAGAGCGCGCCGUGCUCGCUGCGGCUGGAGGUGCUGGUGGAGCGGCCGCUGCGCGUCUUCCAUGUGGAGCUGGAGGUCACCGACAUCAACGACAACGCCCCGGUGUUCCCUGCCGCACGGAAAAACCUCAGCAUCGCGGAAUCGUCGCUGCCGGGGUCUCGUUUCCCGCUGGAGGGCGCGUCGGAUGCAGAUGUCGGAGCCAACGCUCAGCUCUCGUAUAGCCUCAGCCCGACCGAGCAUUUAUCUUUGGAUUUACAUAAAUCGAAUGAACAAAAUAGUAUACCCGAUCUUGUUUUAACGAAACCUCUGGACCGCGAGACGAUGCCGAUUCACCAUCUGGUGCUGACGGCGACUGAUGGGGGCCGUCCGCCGCUGACUGGCACUAUGGAGCUUGUGAUCUCGGUGCUGGAUGCUAACGACAACGCUCCCCAGUUUGACCAGACUGUGUAUAAAGUGCAGCUGCAGGAGAGCGCUGCAGAGGGUACGCUGGUGGCGCGGGUCAACGCUACCGAUCCGGAUGAGGGAAUAAACAGUGAGAUAACCUACACUGUGGCAAACUUCCUUCCACUUAGUGGAAAAGAUGUGAUUACUGUCAAUACGAGGACGGGAGACAUACUUCUAACGAGCGGCCUGGACUUUGAAGAAGUCAAUGUGUUUGAUUUUCGCAUUGAAGCGAGAGAUAAAGGGACGCCUCCGCUGUCGGGACACUGCAGAGUGGUGGUGGAGGUGUUAGACGUGAAUGACAACGCGCCAGAAGUGUUGGUGACGUCGCUGUCGGUGCCGAUACCAGAGGACGCGGCGGUGGGGACGGUGGUGGCUCUGCUGAGCGUGUCGGACCGAGACUCGGGGGAGAACGGGCGCGUGCGCUGCACGGUGUGGCCGCCGGCUCCUUUCGGUCUGGUGUCGACGUUCUCGGGCUCGUACUCGCUGGUGCUGCGGGAGGCGCUGGACCGGGAGCGGGUGUCUGAGUACGAGGUGGAGGUGCGGGCGGAGGACGGCGGGGCGCCGCCGCUGCGCGCCAGCCGCGCUCUGCGUGUGCCGGUGUCGGACGUGAACGACAACGCGCCGGCGUUCUCUCAGGCCGUGUACACGGUGCUGGUGCGGGAGAACAACGCGGCGGGCGCGGAGCUGACGCGGCUGUGGGCGCGGGACCCGGACGAGGGGGGCAACGGGCGCGUGAGCUACUCGGUGGCGGAGAGCGGGGGCGGGUCGUCGGUGUCGGGCGGCGGGUGGCGUCCGGCAUCGAGCUACGUGUCGGUGGACGCGGAGAGCGGGCGUGUGUGGGCGCUGCAGCCGCUGGACUACGAGGAGCUGCAGGUGCUGCAGUUCGAGGUGCGUGCGGUGGACGCGGGGGAGCCGGCGCUGUGCGGCAACGCCACGGUGCAGCUCUUCGUGCUGGACGAGAACGACAACGCGCCGGUGCUGCUGCCGCCUGCCGGGGGCGGGCCGGGCGCCGGCGCCGCGAGCUCGGCGGCGUCGGGUGCGGAGUCAGCGGCGCUGUGGGCGUGGGCGUCGUGGGGGUCUCCGGCGGGGCAGGUGGUGGCGAAGAUCCGCGCGGUGGACGCGGACUCGGGCUACAACGCGUGGCUGCGCUACGAGCUGUGGGAGCCGCGGGGCAAGGGCCCGUUCCGCGUGGGGCUUUACAGCGGCGAGGUGAGCACGGCUCGGGCGCUGGAGGAGGCGGACGGCCCACGGCAGCGCCUGGUCAUCGUGGUGCGGGACCACGGCGAGCCUGCGCGCUCUGCUACGGCCACGCUCAGCGUGUCGCUGGUGGAGAGCGCCGAGGCGUCUCUGGCGGCCGCGGGCUCGGGUUCGUGGAAAGUGGCGCUAUCGGCCACGGAAGGCGGCUCAUCGGCUUCGGGGACGACGACGAACGUGUGGCUGGUGGUGGCCAUCUGCGUGGUGUCGAGCUUGUUCCUGCUGGCGGUGGUGCUGUACGGGGCGUCGCGGUGGUCGCCGCGUUCGGCGGUGCUGUCGUGUCCCGGUCCGACCACUCUCGUGUGCGCCAGCGAAGUGGGGAGCUGGUCGUACUCGCAGCGCCAGAGCCGAAGCGUGUGUGUGGCGGACGGUGGGGGCAAGAGCGACCUGAUGGUUUUCAGCCCCAACUUUCCUCUGCCGGCCGGUUCCGCAGCUAAGGAGAUGCAGCCGGAUGUGCCCGCUCUGCUGCAGACGCCAAAACAUCCCAAUCCUGACUGGCGCUACUCUGCAUCCCUAAGGGCAGGAAUGCAAAGUGCUGUGCAUAUGGAGGAGGCAGGAAUCCUACGUGGUGGACCAGGAGGGCCUGAUCAACAGUGGCCAACAGUGUCCAGUGCUACUACAGAACCUGAGGCGGGAGAGGUGUCCCCCCCUGUGGGAGCUGGUGUGAACAGCAACAGCUGGACCUUUAAAUUUGGACCGGGCAAUCCCAAACAAGGUGGUCCUGGUGAGUUGCCAGACAAAUUCAUUAUCCCAGGAUCUCCUGCAAUCAUCUCCAUCCGGCAGGAGCCACCAAACAGCCAAAUUGACAAAAGUGACUUCAUAACCUUUGGCAAGAAGGAAGAGACCAAGAAAAAGAAGAAAAAGAAGAAGGGAAACAAGACUCAGGAGAAAAAAGAAAAGGGCAACAGCACCACUGAGAACAGUGACCAGUGAGGGGUUUAUACUGAAAGAAACCAUUUAGCCAGUUUUUGUAAUAAUGGCAGAUUUCUCCUAUGUAGCAACUCCCAACUUCUUCCUAUUGUUAACAAAUUUCCUGUAUGUACAGACUUGAGAAAAUCAGCAGGAAUUUCACAGUGUCUGUCUAAAUUGCUUAACAGGUUUUGUCUUAAAAGCUUUAUUAAGUCUGGUGUUAACUCUUUUUCUCCACUCUGGCUUGUUUUCAGAAUCUAAAAAGCAGACACAAGUUUCCUUUCUCCUACGCCGAAAAGGAGAAUCUUCACAGUACAGCCAGUGAGAGGUUGGACUCUGCACUGUGGUUCCUGUGCUCCUGUCUUGAUGACACUUACAGGACAGGUUUAAAAGUUUUAAUGUUGUGCACCCUCUACCUGAUUGGAAAUAUUUGUGUGCAGAUGUCAGAUAGAUUAUAUGAGAUCAGAUUAUAAAAUGCAAGAAGAGCUGGUAAAUAUGCAACAAAGGAAACACCUAAUGAACACAAAUGUUCAGAGAUGUUCAGGCUGGGGAGGAAAUGUCUGAAAGGAGAUGACCAGACUUUUCAAAUCUUGAAAAGUCACUGUGUGGAAAUACCAAGUCCUAUACAUGACAUAUUAUACACACCCCUGCAAAUAAAACCUCACAUUUACAGCUCUUGAAGAUACCAUAAAUCUUAUUUUCUACCAAGGAAGCCAUUGGGACAAUUGUCUCUUGAAGCCCUGCAUUAUCCUGGCAUGGCUAGCCCUCAGAGUGUAAGAAGAACUGGGCUGACAUCCCAGGAAUGUAACUGACUGUGAUGCUCUAUGUCCCUAUUUCCACUCUAACAUGAUUUUGCACAUUAUGUCUCUGAAAAGGUCAGAGUUUUUCCACGACACUUAUGCAAAAGAGAGAAAAAAGAAAUGUUAACUAUGCUAUUUGUUAUUUGAGAUAUUUAUUUAUAAAGAAAUAUAGCUGUAAAUGUUGAAGAAAUAUGAUGCCCUUUAACCCAAACAGAAGUCAGUCUAGAGCCAUUAUAAAUUACAAUUGCUGCUAUUAAAGUGCUUUAGAAAAAUUGCCUGAAACAUCUGUAUUAUAUCGGCCACUUGCCAAUAACAGCUUUAUUCUGUCGGGUGACUUGGGGGCUGCCUCUUGCAUGUAUUAAUAAAUACAAGAAUAUCUUUUCUCUUUUUUUAAUUUUUUAUUGCAUUGAUCUGCACUUUGAAUACACCUUUGCAAACAAACUGUCCUCAUAUGAAGAAGCAGAAGCAAACUCCUCACACAAAUGGAUUUACUAACCUGCUAGCUUUGUGCAGUACCUUCGUGUUACCUCCUACACAACCUUUUCUGAGUUUAGUUUAACUUUUCUAUGAGAUUAUGAAUUUCUGACCCUAUUAACACUCAUUAUGUAAAAUUCAAGUACUGUAUGUAUGCUGUAUGCUCUUAUAAGAAUCCUGAAAUAUUUAUUCUGUGCUUGUGUAUGUGAAUGUCAAUGCAACUAUUAUUAGAGUGGACAUUAAGCUUUACCGUUGAAUGUAAAUUCAUUAUUUCUUUUUUGUACACUUGUGGAAAAGUGGAGUAGUGUUAAUUUUUUAAGCCACUGUUGAUUAUCAGUUUUUUGUGUAUGAAACACAAGUAAAAUAUCUUUCUUAAAUCAAG